GGCGCCGCCGGCCACAGAAUCGAGAUCUCCCGCCUCUCGCCUGCAAAAAGUCCCAGGUCGUUCACUUCGACAACAUAUCACGCGGUGUUAAACAAGACCAAGAAGAAUAAACACUAUGUUUUGGGAUUAACCGCGGAUAAACGACGGCCUCAGAAAUAAAAUAUAUCAAGGGGCGAUGAUUCACGGGGGAUCGAUAUAAUAUAAGCGAAUUACAGGGGCCUCUGAUCAACUUCUCCUGCACAAAUGCCAGAGACGGAUGUGGAGGAAUAAAUAUGUGGGGUGUUGGAAUUUGGUAGGAUGUCCGAGGGGCCCUCAAUGGCCGGGUCGGAGCCCGGGAGUGGGCGAAGCAGUGCCGACUCAGGUGAGCCGGCUGAGUAUUUCAUCGACAUUGAUCCACGGAGCCUUCGUUACAGUUCUUCCAAUAGUAGCUGCUGUGACCCGGGAGAAUCCACCGCCAUUUCGACUCCUGGUAGCAGUAAACCGCAUAAGGCCAAUAAUGAUGCCGGGUGGGAGGCAAUCCGGAGCCUCAAUUCGCCCGGCCGUCUGGGUUUCUCGCAUUUCAGAAUAAUGCACAGGCUCGGGCGGGGAGACAUUGGGAGUGUUUACCUGGCUGAGCUUAAGGGAAGUGGGUUUUGCUUUGCUUUGAAGGUGAUGGAUAAAAAGGGGCUUUCUAGUCGGAAUAAGGUACUGAGGGCUGAGACUGAGAAGGUCAUCUUGCAGAUGCUCGACCACCCGUUUCUUCCUACGCUUUAUGCUCAUAUUGAUGCUGUCCAGUUUUCGUGCCUUGUCAUGGAGUUCUGCCCGGGUGGUGACCUCCAUGUCCUUCGCCAGCUCCAGCCAGGAAAGCGUUUUGCCGACCACGCUGCACGGUUCUACGCAUCGGAGGUGCUGCUAGCAUUGGAGUAUCUCCACAUGAUGGGCAUCGUAUACAGAGAUCUCAAGCCAGAGAAUGUGCUGGUCCGAGACGACGGACACAUCAUGCUCACCGAUUUCGACCUCUCCCUGAAAUCCACCGUCCGCCCAACAUUGCUCAGAACCUCCGAGACCCCCUACACCAUCACCGCCAGCACCAGCAUAGGCGGUGGCGCCGCCUGCAUUUUGCCGGCCUGUGUACUCCCCUGCACAGUAAUGGGUGCCACAGCUCCACACCAGCGACAGAGGGUAGUCUCGUGUCUCCCCAUGUUCCCAAGGAAAAAGAAUUCCAAGCCCAAGAAGACCAAGAUGACCAAGAUGGGAUUCAACUACCACCACGCCGGCGACUCUUCACCAUCAAUAGCUCUUCCGGAGCUCGUAGCUGAGCCCACAGAGGCGCGUUCCAUGUCAUUUGUGGGCACCCACGAGUACCUAGCACCGGAAAUUGUGUUGGGCGACGGCCAUGGCAACGCAGUCGACUGGUGGACAUUUGGCAUUUUCCUCUUCGAGCUUCUCUACGGUCGAACACCCUUCCGGGGCUUGGACAACGAGAAAACCCUAGUGAACGUUGUCUCUCAGCCGCUACGCUUCCCUGAAGCUGAAGAAAAGGAAAGACCGGGGAUUUUACCUCCGCCGCCUUCCAUGGCUGCCAAGGAUCUGAUACGCUCCCUCCUGGUUAAGGAUCCCACCAAGCGCCUCGGGUCCACCAGGGGGGCCACGGAGAUUAAACAGCACGCAUUCUUUCACGGCGUAAAUUGGGCACUCAUUCGCUGCUCCAUUCCUCCUCACAUUCCCAGCCCUUUCAGUGUCCCCACCUGUUCCUCGCCGCCCUCUGAAAAGAACUCCAAUUCUUCCGAUUUUGAAUAUUUUUGACAAUCCAACUGUCAAAUCUUUCACUGCCUUGUAUAUAUAAUUUCAUUUUUGAGAUGCCCGGUACAUAAAUAAUUGAGAGCUUCCCCGUAAGUAAUUCAGAAAGUAUGAUGGAAACUAGGAAGACAGCAUGAUGUCGUUUGUCCAUGUACCAGGGGGAACAUCGAGUCCGUGCUUUCCAUCCUCAAGCGACAAACUGCAUUCAAUUUCAACUGGAACGGAGUGUUUUGUUUUUCUCUUUAAUAAAUAUAUAUAAUAGCCAAUAUUAUUUAUUAGUUGUAUAUUUUUCAUUAUUUUA
Molecule: messenger RNA, 2080 nt
Organism: Cryptomeria japonica (Japanese cedar)
Lineage: Eukaryota; Viridiplantae; Streptophyta; Pinopsida; Cupressales; Cupressaceae
Product: serine/threonine-protein kinase D6PKL1
Exons: 2
Coding region: 298-1785 (495 amino acids)
Biological process (GO): protein phosphorylation
Cellular component (GO): cytoplasm; nucleus; plasma membrane
Molecular function (GO): ATP binding; protein serine/threonine kinase activity
Source: RefSeq, a predicted model, not a curated record